GUCCAGCAAUUGAUUGCUACUUACCAAGAAGAUAGACUUGCUGCUAGUUAUAUUAGGUAGUCGAGGAUAUAUCCAUCGACACCGGAACAUGAACUGCGCUAUCGACUAGAGGUCGUACAGUGCUGCAUCUUACCAUCCCCGGAAUAGUGCUAAACUGAGCUGCAAAUCGUCUCAAUCAGUGCAAACCGGACGCCGAAACGGAUUAAUUGACAAGAUGAUGUACUUUAAAUUUGUUUUUGAUUUUUGCGGCACUCUUCACGUGCGCCUCCACCGACCAGUUGCAAGUUCGGCACGAAUACUUGCGCGCGUAAAGUGUUUGCCGGCUGGCAUAAAAGAGACCGACGGUAGCGUCACAAAUAUGGUAAUGAAAAGAUGUGCUUUGUGUACGGGAAGGUUAAAGCGAGACAAGUCGUGGUUUGUUCACUUUUUGCAACCCGGAAUGCUCUCGAGUGUCGUUUUUUUGCGAGAUACUGAAAACCUCGCCCCAUUCUCUAGUGUUGUGCGAUUGGUUGAGUUCUUGCUGAUACGUAGCUCCGCCCAACCGGAAAUUGAAGGAUAUACCGUCCUUGCAUUACGUACCUUUGCCGGGUGCGAGAAAGAGUCCAAACCGAUCCCGUAUCCUUUAUCCCCGCACGGAGUCAGUGAGAACACAUGCGUCUUUUCGGUCUCUUUCGCGCACCGGUAUCAACCAGCACAGUCAGGGGACAGUCGGGUUUGGGCGAAUCCUUGACGUUCAUUCGCGCACCGCAAGGCGAAAGAAAAACAAAGUUCGGCUGCCUGCGGGUCACCAUUAGUUUUGGUAGCACGGUUGGUGCUUCAACGGUGUGGUUUGUUAAUUUUGUUUUACGUUUAGUUGGUUUUAUAAUUUGAACACCCGUCGCCAAGUCAACAACAAUCUGGCUGGUGCAGAAGGCGUACGUCGGCAUUCCCGUCACGUGCGGAUUUAUUUACGUCAGUGCGGUGUUGCUACCGUGAAGAAUCGGGCGUGUGGGCGCAUAUGCGAGAGAAAGAGAAAGGUAAACUAAUAAAAAAAUAGGGGAGACUGUGUGAAGGAGCGCCGAAGCGAAAGUACUUGUGCCUCACCAGUCCACGUGGGUAUAUGUAUGUGCCUGGCACUGGGUGCGUGUGUGCGCGCGUGUUUGUAAACGUACGUGUGAUACCGUGUGCUCCAAAACCGAGAUAGAGUGUGACCGUGGUAGGUUGUGCGCCUGAAAGGUUGGCAUUGCGCUCGACACAUUGUUCGCGUGUGGCUGACUGAACCAUUUCGGAGACUGGCAUUACAUUACUGCAGUGUUAAACGCGUGACCCAGCAAACCAACUAGCCGACUAGCGAGACUACGCAUAGUCUGCCACUGGUGAGUGCUGUGAAGUUUGGAGCGCCUACAAAUAUACUCUGUCGCCUAAAAGUUAUGCAAACUCGCGUCGGCAUAUAACGCCGUACAGUUGUGCUAUUGUGCAGAUAGAAAGACCCCCGCAGCUGUGUAACGUGUGCGAGCGUCUCGUGUGAUUUUGUGUCUGUGGCUUGGUAUAACGGUGCGCUUACAGUAUGAACCUUGAAGCAAACAUGUCCUCACCGGAGGUGGACAUUGAUGUGAAUGUAGUGUCCAGCCCGGAACCAAGUCCGCGGCCGCUCGUGAGUCCCCAACCGGGGCAGACGGGCAGUGAAGAUGAGCAGCGCUCAUCACCCGACACUCAACAUCACAAGCCGCAAUCGGUCUAUUCCACACCAUCUCAACAACCACCACAACAAUUAAAACCAACUCACUCACCAACGCAAUCACUGCAGCAGCAGCAGCAGCAGCAACAACAACACCAACUACACCACCAGCAGCCAAAUCACCUGAGUCCGCACGCAGUAACAGGCGGUGGGCAUGGUGUUGUGCUGCAGCAUCAUUCCGCAAUGGUGGCGGCUGCGGCGGCCGCUGCUGCCCUGCAUCAUCAGGCGGCGGCCGCUGCUGCACAAGCUGUUGGACAGCACGGUUGCGGUUCCUACCACGUGUCGCCUGUGGUUACGGCCCCAGUAUCGGACCCGGUCAACAGCGCGAUCAACAGCACCAACAGCUCUAGCAACAGCUUCAACCACAGCCCCGACUCUCGGUUAAGUCCCCCGAAAACACCGCCGGAUACUCAUCUCCAACAGCAGCAGCAACACCAUCAUCACCAUCAUCAGCAGCAUAACCAGCAGCAACAUCCCGCACAUCAUCAGCAUCCGCCACACCAUCCUCACACGCAUAUCAAUCAACUACAGCAUCAGCAAACGCAACAGCAGCAGUCACCGCACCCGAUACAGCCGACGAUCGGCAAAACGUCAACCAAUCCAGGCUACACCAGCUUCUCCAUCUCGAGCAUUCUGAGCCGAACCGAGCCAGUCUCGAAGAAGGGCAUCGGUGUUAUAACGCCUGUACCGUCGCUACCGUUAUCGGCGGCUGCUGCCGCUGCGGCGGCAGCCGCGUCAGUCUCCAAUGGUACCGUCAGUCUUGGGUCCAAUGGUACGCCAAGUACGCAGGAUGCCGCCAUGUUGUCAAGAUUGGGAUUCAUGUCACAGUGGAGUGCGAUUGCUAAUCGGUAUGCGGCUCUCUGCCCACCCGGCUGGCCCUGGCCACCGACGUCACAUCGGAUGCCUUUCCACAGCCCCAACAACGACAACUCAACCAAUGCGAUAGAAAACCAGUCACCUUCGCUGACGCCACCACCUUCCCAGCAAUCCAAGUCACCCUCACCACAUCCCGCAUUUCUGAGCGCGCGAGCUGCCGGUUGCGGUGGAACGGGCGGGCUGGUCGGGAUGGGUGGCGCUGGUGUAGGUGGCGGAGCGGGUGGUACUGGUGGCGUUAGCAAUGGUGACGACUGCGAGUCAGAUGAUGACGGGCAGGAAAUCAUCGAAGAAGACGACGAAAGUGACCGACCAUCGGAUUCGGCCUCACCAAACUCCAAUGGCAGUGCAAUGCAGGCAAAGCGAAAGAAGAAAACGCGAACCGUAUUUUCCCGAGCUCAGGUGUUCCAGCUCGAGUCCACCUUCGAUCUGAAACGCUAUCUCAGCUCCUCGGAACGUGCAGGACUGGCCGCAUCGCUACGUCUAACCGAAACGCAGGUAAAGAUCUGGUUCCAGAACCGGCGGAACAAGUGGAAACGUCAACUCGCGGCUGAGCUGGAGGCAGCCAACAUGGCCAAUAUGGCGCACGCGGCCCAACGUUUGGUGCGAGUCCCGGUACUGUACCACGAAGGUGCGACCGGUGGUUUUGUACCGCCCCCACCACAUCCACAUUCACAGCAGCUCUACUACACAACAUCUGCUGGCCGUGCCGGUUCUCCACCACGGCCACCUUUAUCGUCGCUGGUGUAAUGGAGGCUACCGGGAGCCGACGUUGGACAGCUCGGGUAAGUGGUACGGAGUAUCUCCCAUGCCACACUAGCCACACCUUCGGACUUCCUUCAUAUGCGUGACGAUAGAAAGACAAAAAAAAACAAACAAACAUACACACACACACGCCAUAAACAGUGCUCGUAUCAUAGGUGUUCCACGUCGGUCGUACGUACUCUAUGUUCGUGAACUGUCCUGCUGCCUCGCGAAUGUGGUCCAUGUUGCAAUACUUCCUCAUGAAGCAUACCGAUAGGUGAACCCAUGGGGAAGGGCAUAUGGUCCAAGGAGGGGGUUUAUUGGGUAUGACCCAUGACACAUGCGGUCAUGCGGAGUCUUUCUAAGAUUCCCCCUCCUUGUAAAACAAAAAAAAAACACACACACAUUCACUCGCGAGCAUGCAUUAUAACCAUAUAAACACACAAAGGGCACCCAUUCGGUUUCUUGUAGCGGGUCUCGGAAUCUUCGACUACUUAACGCGCUUAGGUACAUGCAUAACGCUGCAGAACGUAUUGAAACCACAGGAGAAAAAAAAUUAAACUAGAAAAUGAUAUAUCGACCUAAAGUAGUAAAUUAAAUAAGCUUUUUCUUUUUGUUUAUUUGUUUGUUUUGGGUGGUUGAGAAUUGCAUGCACGCCUAUACUUUUGUUAAGUAAGUUUUGACCAGCAUUAGCGAUAGGGCAGCGCGCAAACGUCAACUUCUGAGUGUACAUAGCAGCAAAGACGCGCGACCCGACACUCAAAUCUUUAAAAUCUUCGGGAAGCGCCAUCAAUAAGUAUAAAGUAAACGAUAUAACAAAUAAAACCUUAAACGAAAAAGAAAACAUAAAA
This is a messenger RNA of Anopheles funestus (African malaria mosquito), 4185 nucleotides long. Its product is annotated as homeobox protein Hmx-like. Gene Ontology annotation, biological process: regulation of transcription by RNA polymerase II. Gene Ontology annotation, cellular component: nucleus. The transcript has 4 exons. Gene Ontology annotation, molecular function: RNA polymerase II transcription regulatory region sequence-specific DNA binding; DNA-binding transcription factor activity, RNA polymerase II-specific. NCBI's taxonomy places the organism in Eukaryota, Metazoa, Arthropoda, Insecta, Diptera, Culicidae. Bases 1547 to 3340 code for a protein of 597 amino acids. The record is from RefSeq and is a predicted model, not a curated record.